Fusarium coffeatum is the source of this 1599-nucleotide messenger RNA. RefSeq lists its product as uncharacterized. Gene Ontology annotation, biological process: proteolysis. Gene Ontology annotation, molecular function: metallocarboxypeptidase activity; zinc ion binding. The coding region runs from base 1 to 1599 and encodes 532 amino acids. The transcript is spliced from 3 exons. The record is from RefSeq and is a predicted model, not a curated record. NCBI's taxonomy places the organism in Eukaryota, Fungi, Ascomycota, Sordariomycetes, Hypocreales, Nectriaceae.
AUGUUGUCCAAAACCGUCUGCCUCGUCGGCUUGUCCGCUGUAUCUGCUGUUAACGCUGUUCAGUACGGAUAUAACCAUGUUCCUGUUCGGCCUGAUUCGGACUUGGUGGCUGCUAACUUUGAGGAUGUUGACAUUGAGCUCUUGUCGCCUGCUUUCCUGACCCCGGAUAACAGACAGGCCGGUUUUAGCAAUGGCACCCAAGGGCCUACUUCUCAUGAGGAUAUGGAGGCAUACAUGGAGGAAAUCGCUUCCAAGAACGAUUACAUGACCUACCACACAGCAAACUUCACCUCAGAGGAAGCCCGCUCAUUCCCCUACGUCAGACUCUCACAAGCCAAGACUCGCGCAAGAUCAAACAAAGUCCGAAUCUUCGUCCAAGGCGCCGUCCACGGCAACGAACCAGCAGGCGAUGAGUCCCUCAUGGCCCUCCUCGGCAAAUUCGACAAACAUCCCGACUGGGCAUCCAAGGUUCUCAAAGACGCUGACAUUGUUCUCAUGCCACGCUACAACCCCGACGGCGUGUACUACUUCCAGCGCACGUUGGCGACUAACUACGAUCCCAACCGUGAUCACAUUAAACUUGCCCGUCAGCAGACUCGUGAGAUUAAGAAGUUUUUCACGGAGUUUUCGCCGCAUGUUGCUAUUGACAUGCAUGAGUAUGGCUCGUCUUCCAGAUAUGGAAAUUAUGUACAGGCUUCGGAUGGACUUUUUUCUGCGGCCAAGAAUUUGAAUAUCAAUGAGGAUAUUCGGAAGCUUUCGGAGGAGUUGUUUGCUAAGAAUAUUGGUGAUGAUUUGGAGAAGGCUGGUUUGAGGUGGGAGCCUUAUGUUACUGGCCGAACCAACUCUACGCCUGGUUAUGUCCCUCUAUUCAACGAGGCUGGAUCAGACGCCAAGAUCGGCCGCAAUGCCAUGGGUCUGACUCAAUGCAUUACUUUCCUCUGCGAAACGCGAGGCAUUGGUCUGGCUGACCAGGAAUUUCAACGCCGAACCGCCUCUGCCUUGACUAUGGCCAGCUCCAUCAUCGAGUCAGCUGCCUUCAACGCUGAGAAGGUCUUCAAGACAAUCGAGGGCGGUAUCAGUGACUUUAUCGAUUCCAAGGAAGAUAUUAUCAUCACCGAUUACACUGAAGUCAGCGAGCGUCUUUUCAUAAUGGUUGACGCAACCAACGGCUCUAUUGUCGAAGUCCCCAUCCAAUUCGCUUCCACAACACCCGUCACCGCCAACUUGACCCGAUCUCGUCCUGAAUCCUACCUCAUCCCCGUCGCUUGGUCCGGCCUUGCUGAGCGUCUCCGAGUUUCCGGUCUCGAAGUCGAGAAGCUGAAUAAGCCCUGGAGCGGCACCGUUGAAGCUCUGAACGUUACUUCUGCUGAGCUCAGCAACUCGUACUACGAGGGAGUUGUUCUUGCUACUAUUACUACAGAGGUCAAGGAGAAGGAGGUCAAGGUUCCUGCUGGAAGUUUCCUUGUUAGCACGCGUCAGAAGAAUGCUGGUUUGGCGUUUGUUGCGCUUGAGCCUGAGAACAUUGAUUCUUAUGCUAGCGCUAAUAUUAUUCCUUUGGAGGUUGGGGAUGAGUAUCCUGUUUAUAGAGUUCUCGAAUAA